Molecule: messenger RNA, 4550 nt
Organism: Rosa rugosa (rugosa rose)
Lineage: Eukaryota; Viridiplantae; Streptophyta; Magnoliopsida; Rosales; Rosaceae
Product: stress response protein NST1-like
Exons: 4
Coding region: 3559-4437 (292 amino acids)
Source: RefSeq, a predicted model, not a curated record
ACAGGGAACCAAUUGCCAAACUACAAACAAGAGAUUAUAUAUUUUUCAGAAAAUUGCUCAUAAGUGUUACUUUGAAACUUUAAUUAGUCAUAAGGCCACCUAAGUUUUCUUGUACACAUUAGGCCACUAUCAUAUUCAAAUUAUUUCAUCCAUGAGAAUUGUGCCCCUCUACAAACAAAACAAACCGUCUCUCUCUUUCUCUCUCUGUCUCCCCCCCCCUUACCCGUAACCACAAACCUUUCUCUUGACCUCGCUUUGACCUGAGAUAACUGCCACCGGGAGAGAGUGAUUGAGCCUCACCACGAUUCGAAUUGGUCGUCAGGCUACCGGGAGAGUGAUUGAGCCUCUCCACUGUUCGAAUUAGUCAUCAAGAUUUCUGAUGCGGCCUUGCUAGAGGUGGUGUGCGUCAUCAGAGGCAAUGGCUUCACCGACCACGGUCGGAGUCUCCUCCAUCUUCAGCCUCGACAGGAUCAUCAUCGUUGUCGUCCACAAGAUCUGGUAUGCCAGCACGGGUCGUGGAUCUGGUAUGCGAGCUGAGGUAGUGGAUCUGGAGCUAGGCUCCGGCGAUCUGGAGUGACGCGAAAACGAUGUUAAUCGGAGGCCAAUGGUCUUUCUCAGUUCCCGGUGCUGUGAUUUCCGGCAGAGACAGCGUUUUCCGAGGUGUGGAGAAGGAGGCGGAGGAGGGGGUUCAGAGGCCAUUUGUUCCGACGAGAUCGAACUGCUAGUUAUACUGCGAUCUGAGCUUUGGUUCGAAUCCACCAUUUAUGGUCAGAGGGCUAUCAUCCGUCUCAAAUCUCACUGGAGUAGCUUUUGUUGCUAGUGAUAAUGACUUCUGUGGUCACCGGAAACUUAGUCGGAAGUCGUCAGAGUUCGCCAGAUACCCUCGCCGGAGGUUGCCGAAGAGGAGAGAGAGAAUGAUUGUUGACUUUUUACUUUAGUGGCAUUUGUGUAAAUAUCUUAAUUUUAUAUCCAAAAUUUAACACAAUAUUUAAUCUAGUAACCUUAUGAGGAAAAUAAAAUUAGCUGGUAGCCCUAUGGCUAACAAAACAUUCAAAAAUGGCCUUAUAUGUAAUUGAUUAUUUGAAACUGCCAAAAUUUGGACAUGCUUAAUUUAAAAUUAUAGGCCUCAUAUUCUUAACAUAACAAUCUGGCAAUCUAACUACCGAAAUAAUGGAACCACUACUAAUUUCACUACAAUUAACGCUAACACCAAUCCCAAACUUUGCACCAUAUUUAGCUAUAUGUAUGUAUAUGUAUGUAAUGUAAGUAGAUAAUAUUUAGAAGGGAGUGCGUAUCCAGAUCCUCUCCUUAGCCCAACAACAGCUAUGUAUGUUCUUGACGUUUAGUUUCAGUCAUCGAUCCAGUAUCUAAGGGCCUUUAAUGAGAGCCACUUCAGCAAAUGACAUUUAAUGAAUCAAAAUGUGGGCUUUUCAGAGGCUUGUCAUCUCCUUCCGUUCAUACUCAUCGUUCUUCAAACUUUUUUAUCUCCAGUUUUGUUCUGUUAACUUCAUUCUUUGAAAAUUUCAGUCUUAUUGAUGGGCUUGGCAUUCAGAUGCCGGAAACAAGAGUAGCUCAUAGAUUUGUUUCAUAUUUUUUCUUUAUACAAGUAGAUUUAUUUCAUCUUUAUAAUCUCAAUAGAUUGCUUCCAGAUCUGAAGAAAAAUGGAUUUAUUAUGGAAUUUUGGUUUCGACUAUUAUACUUUCAGUGGGUUUUUCCAAAUUAUCCAGACUUCCUUCAUUCCUUUUCAUCAAUCAUUUUGUUCUAUGUGUUUUAAGAAUGGUGAAACUUCAUAGGAUGGUCCUUGUUAAAAUUUCAGGCUUCUAUCAAACAUUUUUAUCUCCAACAUCAUCUUGCAAUGAUCUCUACAGAUCAAUGAAGUGAACUGUUGGGAUACCAACUUAUUAUACCAACUACUUAUUAGUAAAACGCAGCGUUUUGGUUGAUAUAUGCCUAUAUAUACUCUGUUCCUUUCAUUUUGUAAUUCAACUAUCGAAUAUGUAUAAAAGUCUAUUUUCUCUUUCAGUUUUUCCUUGUUUUCUUCUCUUUCAUUUUUUAGGGUACUCAUCAUCUGGUAUCAGAGACCAAAUCGAUGGGGGGAUCGAAGAAGGUGACGAGUGCAUCGUCUUCUUCGUUGGUGGACCCUCCACCAUAUGACCUUUACUUGCAGGCUCAUCGUGAGGAGACGAUGCUCCAAUUCCAGGAGGUGCGAGAAUCUAUGGAGAAGAUCCAAGCUCAACACUCUUCGUUUCAAUCAGAGCUCAUGGAGGAACUCCGACAACUUCGUUUGGGCUCCAAAGCUUUGGUGGAGACUAGUGGCGCCGGACCGCCGCCUCAACUGAGUUUGUCGUCGCCGGAUGCUUCGGACUUCGGAGCUAAAAAGUGGAAAUGAACUCACAAAUGGAAAGAGGAGCUUGCGAACACCAAGGGGAGCAAAAAUGAGAUGCAAAGGACCACACAAUUGAGCAGAAAUGAAGAAAUGAAGCUUUCCUGGUCCAACCAGGAAAUCCUGUUCGAAAGAGGAAACUGUGUGAAGCAAAACUCUGAAGCCCAUUGAGAUGUGUGAUCGAAAUUAUGAAGGACAUGACGUUGGAGACAUCAAGGCUUGAAGAGGACGCAAGAAGGCCCAAGAAUUAUCAAGCAAGAUGGACUUUCGGCAAAAGUGGAUAAAGCCCAUGUAAACUAGGGUUUUGUGACGUCAAGAGAAAAAUGUGGAGACUUAAGAGUUUUGCCGUCCAAAGCAAGAGGAAAUCAAGGAAGAGUUUUUAAAAAGGAAAAUAUAUUUUCCUUGGGGAUUAAAUUUGCCAUGUAAUACUUAAGGAGAAAAACAAGGUGGCAACAUGGGAAUUAAAGAUGAUUGAUUGAGGAUUUCAAUGAGAGAUUUUCUUGGGAGACUUUUAUGGGAAUGAAAUAUUGUUGGAGAAAUAAUUUGGUGUGAUUGCCAACGUGAAAAUCAGAAAUAAUCAAGGAGAUGACGCCAAGAGAGAUUCAAGGGAGAAAUAAAAGGAAAGAGAAAAAGGUGGAGACCAAGAAAAGCUGAAAACGUGUCUAGGUGCAUCCCUAAAUUCCCUAAAGGAAUAUUGGCCGAAAUUCAUGAAGAAAAUCAGAAUAAUUCCAAGGAAAUUCGGCAAUUAAAUAUUAGGGAGGUAUUUUAGAGAAUUUUGAUUGGUUGGAACACAUCACACGGAUUACUUGGCAUUCUAUGAUUGGUUGGACUACAUCACAAAGCUUACUUGGCGAAUUCUCAUUGGUGGAAGCUAUGUGGAAAUUUCUGAUUGCUUUGUGAACCCUAGCCAUGCUCCUAUAUAUACCCACCUCUUUGACGUUGAAAAGGGUUCCACAUCCCUUAAAAAAAUUCAGAAAAAUUAUAUUGUUGCGGUGAGCUUCUCUCAUUUUCUCUCCAUCCUCUAAAGCAAGCCACGGAGUUCAAGCAAGGCCGAAGGGAGAAGAAGGAGCCGUGACUAUUCCUCCACCAUCCACCAUUGAAGACUUGCUUUCAAGCUUCAAGGAUCACAACGAAAAUCAUCCAUCCUCAUAUUCCAUCCACGGUGAUUUCCAUGAAUGACCGAGCCUUCUAAAAUCCCUAGUGCACGAGAGAUUGAAGAAAGACUUGCUCGUUUGAAGAAUCCUCCACAACUCGAAUACAGAAGACCUUCUCCCUUGCAAUUCAAGCCAUAUACAUUCAACGAGCAAGGGAAGAGAAUCUUAGAUCCUUCAGAGGAAUCCACAUCACCUACACCAACUCUAUCUCCACCACUUUCACCAUCACCUUUGAUUUCGCCUAACUUACCAUCACCACAAAUCACCCCACCUCUUUCACCUUCACCACCACCUACACCACCACUUUCACCACCACCUGAAGAAGUCAAAGAAGAGAGAAUGGCAUCUAUUAGGGAACUCUCUAGAGCAACAGUCCAAGGAGGACCUCCUACGAGUAUUGUGUACCCUGCCCCUGCUGCAGGAAGGAAUGCAGAGUUUGAGCUGAAGAGUGGAUUAUUGCACCAACUCCCUAUUUUCCAUGGUCUUAAUAUGGAGGACGCCAACAAGCAUCUGAGAGCAUUCCAGGCUGUGUGUGCAAACAUGCAACCACAAGGAGCAGAUGAAAAUAUUCUCAAGAUGAAGGCAUUCCCCUUCUCCUUAGCUGACAGAGCCAAGGAUUGGCUAUAUGAGCUUCCUGCUGGACGCAUCACUUCUUGGGACACAAUGAUGAAGGCCUUCUUGGAGAAAUACUUUCCAGCUUCAAAGGUCAUCACACUCAGGAAGAAGCUCAGUGGAAUUGAGCAAGCCCAUGAUGAGUCCUAUGGUGCCUACUAUGAGAGGUUCAAUUCCUUACUUGCACAAUGCCCUCAACAUCAGAUGAAGGAUGAGACCCUCCUUACUUGCUUUUACGAAGGACUCUUACCCUUGGAAAGGCAAAUGCUUGAUGCUGCAGCUGGAUGAGCUUUUGUGGACAAGUCACCUGCAGCUGGGAGGGAACUUAUUGAAAAUUGUGCCCUAAACACUCAACAGUAUGAGGGUGUGAGACAAACCACUCGUAGGGUCAAUGAGGUGAA